UACAGCCCGCGCGAGCAGCAUGCCGCCGCCUACCGCGUGCUGAAUCUCAUCUAUCUCACACAAUCUCACACAAAUCUCACACGAAUCUCACGGCGAUCUCUCGGGAUAUAUACGGUGUAUCGUGUACAAUGUUUCCCGUGGAUAAGUGAUCGGUGGAUGCCCGCGUGCAGGGGAAGUUGGCGAGAUGAAUCUCUGUACAUAUUUGCUGCUGAGUUUCUUAGCAGUGCGGGCGACGCCGGAGCCGCGGUCACUUACCACGCUUACCACACUUACCACACUCACCAUCACCAGCCCGCCGCACCACGUCGAGUUCACCAACGACACUGGUGCCAUCCUCUCCUGUUCCACCAAAGGACAGUACCAGCUGGAAUGGCUGCUAGCGGACAACACCCCAGUGACGUCCGUGGUGGGUCUGCGACGGGUGCUCGGUAACGGCUCCCUGGAGUUCCCCCCCUUCCCCGCGGCCCGCUACCGGAGGGACGUCCACGCGGCGACGUACAGGUGUCGCGUCCAGUUCGGGGGAUAUGCGGUGCUGUCCAAGAACAUACAUGUACAUGCAGUACUUUCAUCACCGUGGGAGGUGGUGGUGGGGGAGCAGUACGUGAUGUCGGGUAACGCGGCGCUGCUGCGGUGCCUGGUGCCGGCGCGGCUAAGCGAGCGCGUCGACAGCACCGAGUGGACUGCGGAGGACGGCACCGAUGUGGUGCGAUAUUUAGGUUCUAAGUACUACCGCACGGACGACGGGUCGCUGUACAUAGCGGCGGUGCGGCCCGCCGACCGGUACGCUUUCCGCUGCCGCGUGCGCGACCGCGCCACUCGACAGUACUACACUAGCUCCUAUAUAGGUCACGUGAUAGUGACGUCACCGAAGGGCCCCGUCCGGCCGCGGAUGGCAGCGGAGGGCCGCACGCACCGCGCGCAGGUGGGACAGGACGUGCGGCUGCCGUGCGUCGCACACGCCUGGCCAGUACCUACUUACAGGUGGUUUCGCGAACACCACGAGCAGCUGACACCUAUAGAACAGACGGCGUUGUGGCCGCGGGCGACCCUGGUGGGGGGUCUGCUCACCGUGGCCAGGGUGUCACGAGAGGACGCCGGCCGCUUCGUGUGCUGGCUCAACAACACCGCCGGCGGGGAGUCCGCACACUUCACUUUACUGGUCACCGAGCCAAUCUCCGUCCGCAUAAAACCAGAAGUAUUACGAACGAAGUGCAACUUGAGCGCCAAUUUCGAGUGCAAAGUUUCCGGUCAUCCUAUAGAGGUGGUGUACUGGAUCCAUAACGGGAAGGUUGUGAAGAGCAACCAGAAGGUCAGGGUAUCUGAGGACGGGUUGCGGUUACAUAUCAGGAGCUCGCAGCAGACGGAUGAGGGGGUGUAUCAGUGCUUCGCGAGCAACACCAGGGAUCAGGCGUAUGGCAUAGCAGAAUUUGUUAUUGAUGUGGCAGAGAACAAGUCGACAUCGGCGAACAGGUCGCGUCGGACGCCGAACGCGCGCAGCGCUCACACACACGACGUUGACUGGAACUUCACCGGUACUAGAGAAACCAAACCCGAGCUGGUGUAUUGGUUCUCGGAGCAGACACUACAGCCUGGGCCGAGUGUGUCACUGAAGUGUGUCGCGAUGGGACACCCCCCGCCGCAGUUCACGUGGCUACUAGACGGGUUCCCGAUACCUACUAACUCACGUUUCGUGGUCGGGCAACACGUGACGCUGCAGGACGACGUGGUCAGCCACCUCAACGUGAGCCGCGUGACGGAGCAGGACGGCGGCGAAUACGCGUGCGUCGCCGCCAACGCCGCCGGAAAAGCGUCGCAUGCGGCCCGCGUUAAUGUAUACGGCCUGCCGUACAUACGGGAGAUGCCCAAGGUCACUGCUGUGGCGGGCAGCGAUCUGCACAUCAAGUGCCCCGUCGCGGGUUAUCCCAUUGAGACCAUUAGUUGGGAGAGAGACGGACAAACCCUGCCCCUGAACCGUCGCCAGAAAGUGUUCCCGAACGGCACGUUGAUAGUGGAGCAGACACAGCGUGGCGAAGACGCCGGCACGUACACCUGCCAGGCCGCCAACCGCCAACGACACGCCGCGAGACGAGACGUCGAGGUGCAGAUACUAGUCCAACCCAAGAUCCUGCCUAUACAACCAUUAACGAAUCUACUCCGAGAAGGCAUGAGGGCAGCCAUAUCCUGUCAGAUAUUAGAAGGGGAUCUACCAAUCGCCUUCCGCUGGGAGAAGAACGGGCAGCCCGUGACGUCAUCGCCUUAUGCCCCCAGUGGGAUAAUAACUAGAAGAAUGGACGAGUAUAGCGCCUCUCUCGUCAUAGAGCAUAUAACGUCGCUGCACAGCGGGAACUAUACGUGUAUAGCCUCAAAUGUAGCCGGCUCUGAGAGGUUCACUGUACCGCUUACUGUCAAUGUGCCACCAAGAUGGCGCCUGGAGCCGAACGACAUCGCGGUAGCGGCAGGUCAGGACGUGACGCUGCAGUGCCAGGCCGACGGCUACCCCAAACCCAAUAUCACGUGGAAGAAGGCUGUCGGCAACACUCCCGGCGAAUACAAGGACUUCAUGUUUGAGGGUAGCUCGCGAGUCCUGGAGAACGGUUCCCUGGUCUUCGAGCGGGUGGCCAAGGACAGCGAGGGUCACUACCUGUGUGAGGCGCGCAACGACAUCGGUGCUGGGCUCAGCAAGCUCAUAUUCUUGAAGGUUAAUGCCCCAGCACGCUUCCCCAUGAAGAGCAAGACAGUGCAGGUGACUGCAGGAGAGGCAGCACAUCUGCAGUGCGCGGCGUCGGGCGACGCGCCGCUCGAGCUCAGCUGGCGCAGCCCACACCACCACACUAUAGCACACCACCUGGACCAGAGGUACACAAUAAGGGAACAAGUGCUAGACGACGGGCUAGUUUCCGAGCUGAGUAUCCUACAGACGUACAGACAGGACACCGGCGCGCUGACCUGCCGCGCGUCCAACGCGUACGGACAGGAUGAGAUGCUGAUACAUCUUGUGGUGCAGGAGGUUCCGGAAAUGCCUAAGAACAUCCGAAUAAUCGACCAACAGUCGCGGUCCAUACAGAUAUCGUGGACGCAGCCGUACGCGGGCAACAGUCCCAUCAUCAACUACAUCGUCCAGUACAAGGAGGCACCAGAACCCUGGCCAACCACACCUCAAAAGGUGAUAGUCCCGGGCAGCGUGACGUCAGCCAGCGUACAGAACCUACAACCAGCCACCUCUUACCACCUGCGCAUCAUAGCAGAGAACAGACUGGGUCAGAGCGAGCCCAGUCAACUAGUGCAAGUUACCACUACUGAAGAAGUGCCAAGUGGUCCGCCUCUGGACGUACGAGUAGAGGCCAAGAGCUCCACUGAGCUGUCAGUAAGCUGGGACCCGCCGCAGCGGGACCUGUGGAACGGCAAUAUUCUGGGAUACUACGUGGGGUUUCAGGAGCUGAACAGCAACUCCACGAUACUAAGCGCGAGCGGUCCCGGUGGCACGUCUUACACUGUACGCACGGUGGAGGGGGCGGGGACUGCGCGUGCGCGCACCGCGUUGUCCGGGCUACAGAAACACGCGGCGUACGCGGUGGUAGUACAGGCGUAUAACAGCCGCGGCGCCGGGCCUGCGUCGCCGCCCACUACGGCCACUACUAUGGAGGAUGUUCCCAGCCUCCCCCCUGGCUCUCUACAGUGUUCAGCGCUGAGCUCGCAGUCGGUACGUGUGACGUGGGAGCCGCCUCCACAACGCGGACGCAACGGCGUCGUACAGGGAUACAGGGUGACUUACGCACCGGUCACGGAUUGGUAUGGCAACGAGGAAGCAGUAACCAAGCAGAUAUCUGGUCUGCACACGACGCUGUCGGGUCUGCGGCGCUACACCAACUACUCGGUCACCGUGUGCGCCUUCACCGCCGCCGGCGACGGCGUCCGCGCCGCGCCCGUCUACUGUCACACUGAGGAGGAUGUUCCAUCAGCGCCGGCAGACAUAAAAGCAGUAGUAUCAUCUCGGAACAAGAUCCUGGUGUCAUGGCUACCACCAGCUUCACCCAAUGGCGUCCUGGUCGGCUACACCCUGUACAUGAGCGUUAUUGAAGAUGGACGCGAGGAGGGUACCCAUAAGCGUAUGCUGUCACCCAGUACGUUAUCCCACGAGAGCGCCCGCUCGCCCGCCCGCGCCGCGCACCAGUUCUGGGUGUCAGCUGCCACGAGGCUGGGGGAAGGAGACGCCACCAGGGUCCUGACUGUGCUGCCUUCUGACACCGUACCAGCAAGAAUAACGUCCUUCAGUCGGAGCAUAGUGACGCCAUGGAAGGAGAACAUAUCGCUGGCGUGCAACAAAGUGGGCAUACCUACUCCCUCAACAACUUGGAGUAUGAACGGAGCGUUAUUGGAGUCCACCUUGAGGAAAAACGUCACGAGCGACGGGACCCUUAUUAUCAGCAUGACCCAGUACCUAGACAGCGGUAACUACACAUGCUCCGUGGAGAACAUCCAUGGGCGUGAUGAGGUCACGUACUUGGUGGAGGUGAAGGUGCCUCCGCAGCCGCCAGUACUGGCUGUCGUGGACUCGUACGCUGAUUCCCUGCAUCUGCAGUGGAGCGACCAGGGCGAUGGGGGUAGUCCUAUACUAGGCUACGUAAUAAACUACAAGCGCGAGCACGGCGACUGGGAGGAGCUGCAGGUGGAGGCGGGCACGUCGGAGCACGUGCUGCCCAACCUGUGGUGCGGCACGCGCUACCAGCUCUACAUCACCGCCUUCAACCGCAUCGGCACCGGCCUGCCCUGUGACAUUGUCCAUGCGUACACUAAGGGGACUGUGCCCGUAAAGCCGAAGCACUCUCAGAUGAUUACCCUGAACACGACGACGGUGACUGUGUGGCUGGACUCGUGGGGGGACGGCGGCUGCGGGAUCCUGUACUUCGUCAUCGAGUACCGGGAGGUCGGACAGUCACAGUGGCGGCUAGUGUCGAACAGCGUGCAGGCGACAGAGCGCGUAUACAGCGUGGCGGGGCUCGCGGCGGGCGCGCGUUAUCAGCUGCGCAUCACCGCGCACAACAACGCGGGGCAUGCGCUCGCGCUGUACAACUUCACCACGCAUGCGCUGACUGAGCUGGUGGAAGGGGAGGUGCCGGCGGCGGCGGGCGCGGGGUCGCGGGGCCUGGGCGGCGCGCGCGUGCUUCUGCCGGCUGCGCUGUCGCUGCUCGUGCUCGCCGCACUCGUCGCCAUCGUGCUGCUAGUGCGCCGCAACAAGGGCGGCGGCACGGCGACCGCGACCACAGCGGCAGCGGGCGAGUCGCCGACAGUCGCGCAGCUACAGAACAAAGCUAACCGCGACCAGCAGUAUUUAGCGGCGCGCGCGCAGCAUCCCGCACCCACGCACCAUUAUAAACACGCAUCCAACGAAUACAUCGAGGAUAUUUGCCCGUACGCGACGUUCCAACUGACUAAACCGACAUACAGCGAGAGCAGCUACAGCGGCAACGUCUACAGCGGCCCCUACCACUCCGUGCGCGGUUCCUUCGUCUACCACGAUCUUAAGCAGAAUGAUAAAUACAAGGGUAAAGAGCCAGAGUACACGAAAGUGCGCAGAAAAGGAAACAGGCUUCGGGACCCGCACUCCGAGAGUCAAGAGUCGGACAACCUGGGCUCGACGGACUCGGAGGUGAAGAAGAUACUAACGCUGCACCUGCCCAUUACAGAGUACGAGGACGACGCGAGCGACGACGCUUCCGCCCCCCGCUCCGACAGCGAGCCCCAGAGACUCCGCCCCGCGCACCCCGCUGCUUAUCCGAGCGUGGAGCGGGAGGAGUCCUCUUCGUCGUCGGAGAAUUCCGUCGGUGGGGUUGUGCGUAAGGCGUUCCCGUCGAGGAAAGGCAAGGCCGGGGCCCUCGGCAAGAGACACGUACGAUCCUCCAGCGGAUAUAGCAGCCACAACGACGAGACUACUUUUAGCCGCAGGACGAAGCUUCAUCGGAUCAAUCACAGCUCGAACAGCGACCGCACUUGAACAGAGUGCAGACAGAGGCAGACUAGAGAAAGCAACAACGUUCACUAAAUAUCUACAAGGCUUUGAUAUCUACAAGUAACUAAAAACAUGAUACCUUUCGAGAGGUAUUAUUGGAACCUUUCUAUUGAUUUUAGAUUUAUUGGAACCUUUCUAUUGAUUUUAGAUUUCAUUUUAUGACAUUAUAAUUACCUAUAUAAUAAUUUAAUAAUAGUAAAAUGGAAAAUAUCAAAACUAAGCCAGUUACUUACUACACUGCCAGCUAUACACAACGUUGCACUAUUUUUACCGUAAAUCUUUACAGUAAAAUACUUGUUAAUUACAAUUUUAGACUAUUUUGCAAAAUCUUGUUUAAAACACAAUAUUAAGAUUAUACUUAGUACUUUUACAUCUGAAGCACUAUGAUAAUGAAAUCGGAAAUGUAAGAUUUAAAACUCUAUUUAAGAAUUUUACACUACUUGUCAGACUUUUAAAUAUUUGAUCUACUGUUAUAUGUAUCUAAAUAUUCAUUUGAAUUACGGCCGUUCACAAUAUUUGAUCUAUC
Messenger RNA from Aricia agestis (brown argus), 6533 nucleotides. RefSeq names its product Down syndrome cell adhesion molecule-like protein Dscam2 (gene Dscam4). Bases 185 to 5992 code for a protein of 1935 amino acids. Gene Ontology annotation, cellular component: axon; plasma membrane. Gene Ontology annotation, biological process: axon guidance; cell-cell adhesion. Lineage: Eukaryota; Metazoa; Arthropoda; Insecta; Lepidoptera; Lycaenidae. The transcript is spliced from 38 exons. Gene Ontology annotation, molecular function: protein binding. The record is from RefSeq and is a predicted model, not a curated record.